AUGGUGGGAGAUAUGGACAGCUGUGGUUCCUGUCUGCGAUAUAAACAAUGUCAUCACAUCAAUGGGUCAUGUCCUGAAGACUGUGAUGCUGGGUUUGAGGGGACAUUUUGUGAUAGAGAGUGUUCAGGUGGAAAGUUUGAAAUGAAUUGUGAGCGAGAUUGUGAUGAACAUUGUGCUGACCCUUUUAAUUGCAACAGAAAAAUCGGGGAGUGUGAAGGCGGAUGUCAACCAGGCUGGAAAGGACUUCAAUGUACUAAUGGUAACGUGAUCUUACUGGGAAAAGAUAAUUUGGCUUUGAACAGACCAACAUGGCAAUCAAACCAAUACAAUCCAGAUGAUAAUUUAUUCGACUCCAGUAAUGCUGUAGAUGGACUGAAGACUGACCUCAGUGCAUGGGGAGGACAGUGUUCUAUAUCAUCUGAUGGAUACAGUACUUCAACCUGGUGGGUAAUCCUGGACGCAAUCUACAGCAUUCAUGAUAUAAGGAUUUAUUACAGGACAGAUAACAAUGCUUGGGAUGCAUCAAAUGGCUUCACGGCAAGAUUUCUAGGUUUCUAUGUUUAUAUAUCAAAUUCAACAAACCGUCUAGAUGGUCGUUUGUGUUUCCACGAUACGAAUUACACCAGAUCUACAAUACCAGCCGUCGCCAAUAUAAGGUGUCCCGUCCAUGGACAAUAUGUCAUCUACUUUAAUGAGAGAUUUCCAGGUGUCUCAUACCCGAUAGGAUAUUCCAAAUUUGCAUAUAAUGAACUCUGUGAGGUGGAGGUCUAUGGUUGCAGGACUGGCUACUACGGAUCUAACUGUUCCCUCCUCUGUCCUGACAAUUGUCGUUACUGUCAUGUAGAGACAGGAGUUUGUUCUUGGUGUAAACCUGGCUAUCAAGGAUAUCAGUGUGAUAAUGUGCGUACUACAUUUGUGUCGGGAGUUAAUAGAAAGACGGCUAAAUUUUACACCAUUCCCGAGCAUAAGGAAGAUGCUCACAGCACUUUUGAUCAUAGGCGCUCCCCAGCUUAA
Saccostrea echinata is the source of this 1014-nucleotide messenger RNA. Its product is annotated as protein draper-like. NCBI's taxonomy places the organism in Eukaryota, Metazoa, Mollusca, Bivalvia, Ostreida, Ostreidae. The transcript has 6 exons. Gene Ontology annotation, molecular function: scavenger receptor activity. The coding region runs from base 1 to 1014 and encodes 337 amino acids. The record is from RefSeq and is a predicted model, not a curated record.